GUUUAUUAUUAGGUACAUACAAAUAACAAUAAAGUAUUUAUGGUGUGUAAAAAAUAACAUUUCAUAACGUCGAAAAUUAUUAUAAUCAAGUACUUAUUCCAAAAACGUGUGCUCCGUGUGUCAGAUAUUCCGAUUACAUAUCAGAGCACUUUAUAUUUGCAACUGAAUAUUUAACAAUUCUGUAAAUUCAAACUCGGGAAGGGCAUUUAGUGUGCUGAGUUUACUUGUGUUGUAGUGAUAAAACGAGUCUUCAAAUUUUCACUAUGCCUAACGAAAACACUUUCCAGCCUGUUUAUCUCAAGGAAAGGAAUUUCUCUGAAGCUGGAUAUGAUCGGCAGUCGAAACAAAGUUCAUUAACCGAUUCGGCGGUCCGUUCGAAUUACAAUGCACUGAGCUUAAAAGAAAACAAGGGGAGUAUUGCACUUGAAAUACAAGACGAUCUUGGUAUGCCAGUAAACUAUGUGAGAAUCAAAGUCUUGGAAGACAGUGUAAGGAAGAACAUAAUUAGCAAUAAAAAUUCAUUGCACAGAGCCAUCACUCCUUUACUUAUUUUGAUGCAAAUGUCCGGUCUUUUACCAGUUCAAGGCAUUAGAGGACAAAACACUAGUUAUUUAAUGUGGGUAAUACGAUAUGUAUAAUUAUUAUUCAGUUUUAUUUAUUUAUUUAUUAUCAAAAUUACGGGCUGAGCCCAAUUACACAUAAUAUGAUAAUACUAAUUAAAUUUUAACUAUGAUAACAACAAUGACAAUAGUGACAGUUACUUAUUUAUUUAAUUAAAAACAUGAAUAACUUAAUAAAAGAUACAACAAAUACUAUAGAAAUUUUACAGAUUUAACAGUUAGAAUAUUAAUCGGAGCUCUUUGAUCUCCAUAAUUUAUAAAUUUUAGAUUCUGAGUGAAACGAUGAAUGUAUUGAUUUUACAAUGAUGUGUGUUUUAUU
Messenger RNA from Acyrthosiphon pisum (pea aphid), 939 nucleotides. RefSeq lists its product as uncharacterized. Gene Ontology annotation, cellular component: membrane. Lineage: Eukaryota; Metazoa; Arthropoda; Insecta; Hemiptera; Aphididae. The record is from RefSeq and is a predicted model, not a curated record. Gene Ontology annotation, biological process: detection of chemical stimulus involved in sensory perception of taste. The transcript is spliced from 2 exons. Gene Ontology annotation, molecular function: taste receptor activity. Bases 264 to 638 code for a protein of 124 amino acids.